Molecule: messenger RNA, 5874 nt
Organism: Dinoponera quadriceps
Lineage: Eukaryota; Metazoa; Arthropoda; Insecta; Hymenoptera; Formicidae
Gene: Scr
Product: homeotic protein Sex combs reduced
Exons: 2
Coding region: 1377-2498 (373 amino acids)
Biological process (GO): anterior/posterior pattern specification; regulation of transcription by RNA polymerase II
Cellular component (GO): nucleus
Molecular function (GO): RNA polymerase II cis-regulatory region sequence-specific DNA binding; DNA-binding transcription factor activity, RNA polymerase II-specific
Source: RefSeq, a predicted model, not a curated record
UUCACGCCCGGUGAGAGAGAGAAAGAGAGAGAGAGAUGUUAACGGUCGUCGAUCGGUAAUAAUAAGGAACAAUCACGCUUCCUCCGCGUGUACCACACCUCUUCUUUUUCAUCCGCCACGAGGCCGGGCUAUACAGUAGGGGGCGCGUGCGCGCGUAGCCCCCCUCGCAAAAGCGGACGGAAGACUGCUUCUCGGUGACAUCGCGCGGCUGGAAGGCUGCAGAGGAGAACGAGAGAGCGAUCGAGAUACUUCUCUUCUCCCCCCCCUCCCCACCACCAACGGUUUCAGGGCUCCCGAAUAUCUCUCCAUUAGCCCCCCUGAUGGUGCUAUCCCCUCUCCUUGACCCCUCUCUCGCCCUCUUUCUCUCUCUCUGGCGUGCACCCCUCUCAUCGGUUCCUGUCACGUCGGGUAGCAGCCAGGCAACACCACCACACGACGGGCGCCAGCGGCAGCGGAGACUCGACGGAGACGCAAGAAAACGGGGUUGAAGAAUCCUACGCCGGCGGAGAGACCAAUCAAGGUUUGACGAACGGCGGGGAUUGGUCGAGGCGCUCCUCUGACACGCAGAGAGCGCGGGCACGUGACAAGCUACCGCACACACCGGCCCUCCGUUGGAUCGUGGCGAGGCCUUCAGUACGAUACCAACCACCCUUCGCGCACGCAACAGGAACGGCGAACCGCGCGCGCGAUACUCCUCACCCUCCGUGACACGAGAGAGAGUAUGAGCCUCGCGAUACGAGUCUGUCGAGUGCAACAACGACACACCUGUGACAAGAACGCCGCGUGAAAUAAUCAUUCUCGAUGCAACCGUGUUAACCGUGACGUUAUGUUUUAUUGAGGCGGGGACUUUAUGAGGUCAUCUUCAAUGGAGCGCCUCGAUAAGCCGGUCGUUACGCGCUACUGCACAGUGGGUCCACGCAUUCUCCGUAGGUAAUCGCGACUCCUCCGUGAGGUCGUAAAGAAGCGGAAGACAGUUUUAUAGCCCAGGCCCACGUGGCCCUCGUAAACUUGACUCGCAGGUCGGCUCAGACCCGCCUGCCGUCUGCCUCUCUCUCUCUCUCUAUUAGCUCCUGGGAACCCCUCGUUCAUUAUCGAAUCGUUUAAGAGACGUGUUUCGUACGCGUGUAACAGGUCGUGAUACUUGUGAAACGUUCGCGGGAGUGUCGCGCGAGGGAGAGAGAGAGAGAGAGAGUCACGAUGACGCGAUUCUAUACUUAAUGACGGCGCCCGUUGUUCCAUCGUCUCGGCCAAUCGAGACCGCUACGCAGUUGGUGUUAUCGUGAAUGACGGCGCGUAGACGCGUGGAGAGAUCGGUACAGUGAGAGAGAGAGAGAGAGAGAGAUCUCGACGACGUCGGGUGAGAGGGUACGUGAAGAAUGAGUUCCUAUCAGUUCGUCAACUCGCUCGCAUCAUGCUACGCGGGUCAACAGCCACAGCAGCAGCCGAGACCGACACCGAAUUCGCCUGGCGAACCGAUGCAGGCCGCGUCGCCGGCCGGUGGAGACUAUUACAACCCGAACGCGGCGUCCACCAGCUAUCCCGCGCCCUGUUACUCACCUCAGCAGCAUUAUCCGCAGCAUCCUUACGCCACUCCCGCGUCCGGUAUGCAGCACACCGCACCGACCGGGAUGAUAGACUAUACCCAGCUGCAACCGCAGCCACGGCUGAGCGCGACUGCGACGUCACAGCAGCAGCACGGUAUUCACGCUCAGCAAUCGCAGCACCACCAGCAGCAUCAUCCCCAGCAGCAGCUCCACGCGGACCCGACGACGCCCCUGCUGCAGGCCGGCGCGGCACCGUCAGCGCCGUCAACGUCCAGCUGCAAGUAUGCUGAUUCGACCUCCUCCACCAGCGUGGCGUCCCCCCAAGAUCUGACCACGUCCACCUCGAGGAACAGUCCGACGCCCUUGGUGGCGCCCGGAACGAGUAAAGCCGGAUCAGGACUGACUUCGCCGCCUGGUAGCUCGUCAAGGUCGUCCGUCGCCGCUUCCGCCGCUUCACCCCCCAGUGGUAGUUCGAGAGGUGUCGGCGAGGGAAACUCGACGCUGACGACGGCGUCUUCCGCAUCGUCACCCGCUUCCUCCACGUCCAGCACCUCCAGCACCGGCAACAACUCGUCCAACAAGGGGAACGCCUCCGGUAGCAACCCGCCUCAAAUAUACCCGUGGAUGAAGAGAGUUCACAUUGGCCAGAGUACGGUGAAUGCCAACGGCGAGACGAAACGGCAAAGGACCUCGUACACCAGGUACCAGACCCUGGAACUGGAAAAGGAGUUCCACUUCAACCGCUAUUUGACGAGGCGGCGUCGCAUCGAGAUCGCGCAUGCCCUCUGUCUUACGGAGCGUCAGAUAAAGAUCUGGUUCCAGAAUCGGCGUAUGAAGUGGAAGAAGGAGCACAAGAUGGCGAGUAUGAACAUCGUGCCGUACCACAUGUCGCCGUACGGCCACCCUUACCAGUUCGCGCCCCACCCCGGUCAGUUCGCUCACUUGGCCACAUAGGACGAGUUCUCGCCCGCCGAGCUCGGAGCACACGCUGUCCGGUUCCCCGGGAUGUACGGCGAGCAGAACUUCUAAAAGGCUUUUUCCGCCCUAGACCCUACGCGCUACGUCACGGGCCCCUGUCACGUGACGUGGAUGACCGGGUCGUGGAGACUUCACUUCCAGUAGGACACGUGGAUGCGUGUUCGUUCCGCUGACUCGCCGCGAUUGCUCUCGCAGCAGCGACGCUGGGGUAACGGAUUGUCGCAGCCGGGGCGAGGAAGACUAUCAUCCUCCUUCCGUACGUUAAUCUUGUAUUUAAAAUUGUUUCGCAUAUUUAUUGGCGUUACUGGCGCAUCCGGGAAAUUAGGGAAGGGGGCGAUUCCUCCGGUGAAGAAGGAGAGAAAAAGCGCGCCAGGGAAAAUGAGAUAUCCUGUCUGUCUGUCUGUCUGUGUGUCUCUCUCUUUCGGGACAGCGCGAAGAGGCAGCAAUCCGUUCCCACUCGUCCGCGGACACGAAGUCCACACUGUCGCUAUUACGACUAUUCGAAGUUGAAGGGAAGCCAAAAUUUUCUGCACAUAUAGCGCCGUACGCCCGAUUUAAUAGACUGGACGCGCUCCGAGGGGCUCUCACGCAUGAGAUUAUAAAAUACUGAAUACCGAAGCGAAUGAGAGGCCACCUCAGCGGGUGAGAUGAAACCGAAAUCCCUAGCUUAAGAUGUAGAAAUUUUUGCGGUCUAAGUAAUUAAUUAAUCUUAAAAAGAAGAAAGGGAAAAACAAAUCUAUCCGUUAUCUUGUCUGGCUGCGCACUGUUUCAUUUGUGAAUGAAUAAUCGACCGGAAAUGAUAUCGGGAGAAUGCCGCUCACAUGUACUUAUUUAUUGUUCUCUUCUUCCGAGCAUUGUUCCCUUGUUCGGUCUUUUCUAAAAGAAAAAAAAAAAGAGGAGAAAGAAGGACGUAUUUAUCGAAAAAAAAAAAAAGAAGGAGCCUGCGAAAGACCAAAACAGCCCCAAGAGAAACAUAGUUUCUAUCUGCACGUUAGAGUCUCUAUUUUGUAGUUCGUAAGACGCCAAUUAAAUACUCGAACUGUUCUCCGUUGAAUCCUGAAUGACAGAGGUGACUUUGGAAAUGAUCCACGGUUAACGUGUAAAUUAUGCUGGCUUUAUGAAGUAUUCUAGAAAGUAAGGAACGGCUGACGCGACGCUAUAUUAGUAGAGUAACGACGAGAUAUUCAUGCAGCAUAAUUUGCACGUACGAUUAAAAGUAAUAUAAUUAUUACAAAGCUAUAACACACAGUUUACACAGAAUCAUAAUUACAUACUUACAUCUGUAUUUACACUUCCACUACUUUUUUUUUCGUAUGAAACGCCUAGACAUACCUUAAUUCCUUCCUACAUUAAUUUACGCGAUUACACGCAGAAGUGGUCCGUGUGAAAUUACAAAAGGUAUUGUGAAUUCUGAUUUUUACACACGCCGCGUUUUCUUCCGGAAAUAAACUCUCGUGUCAUAAAAUUGCGCUUGACUUUGCAACAUCGUAUCGACGGUCUUAUUGUGCGAUAUUGACGAAACGGUGGGCAGCUGAGGGCCCAGCAAUUUUACUGUACAUAAUUCUCACAGCAAAAUGUAACCGAUGUCUCUCCCUGGAGCAGCCACGUUGUUCCUAAAAUUGUUGGUACGUAGACAGAUCUUGCGCGGAACUUGACGUUCGUUUUCUCUCUCUUUUUUUUUUUUGUUUUUUCUUCUAUCCUACCGCAUCGAGCAUUUUAUCGCGAUCGAUAGAUCAAAUGGACUGCUAUUGUUUCUCUCGUCUCAAGAUAUAUUAAUCUUAAUCCUCAUAGAAAUCCGCGAGAUGUAUUAGUUUCUAUAACCAUAUCCGAAGUUCUAUAACCAAGUCCGAACUAUACGAUGAACGAGAAAGAAAAAAAAAAAAAGAAAGAAACGCAGAGAGAAGAGAAAAUGUUUUGUGCGGUCGAACGGAAUAAAUGACACUCGCUACAUUGUGAGUGUGUGUAAUAAACUACGAUGGUGCAAUGUGUGUGCAUGCCGCGCUGGAUAUCUAACGCAAAUCGCAUGCAUGUGCCACCCGAUUGCGCGUACUUAUCGAUACCCAGAAUACGCAUAGGUGUGUGAUUGUGUAACAGAAGAAACGUAUUACUCCGCAUGAAUCGGUAAAAAAAAAAAAGCGAUUGGAUAUUGGACUAGUUAACCGGGAAGCGAGCGCAAGUGUAUGUAUGCUAAUUAGGUAGUAUCUAAGUAACUGAUUAUCUUGUGAUACAACAGAUGGAAACGUUUAAAAGCAGUCGCUCUAUGCUUAUCAAAUUAUCGUAACCGCGCAUUACGCGAUGCAAAUUCGGAAGAAUACAGGGAAUUUAGUAUGUCAAGAUAUCUUAAGCGAUACAAGCGAGAGAGAGGGAGAGAGAGAAAGAGAGAAAGAGAGAGAGAGAGGAAGGACACAAAUAAAAAAGAGAUCUUUUAACUAGAUUAGUACUGAAUUGUACAUAAUUAUUAAAUAUAUAACACGAUAUCGAAUGACGUUAUUACUGUGUACGAGGCGUUAAUGAAAAAAUGGUCCUCUUUCAAUCGUCGUACGAAUUACGAAUCGGACUACCGAAUUAGCGAUUAAGCCUAGGUAAAGUGUUACUGAAAUCAACUCUUGCGAAUGGAUCAAUUGGAAGUAAACGAUGCCGGAACUGUAUUUGAGCCGACAAUUUCGAGACGUCAUCCGGAAUACGGAAUAUAAAAGGGUACUUGUUUCUCUCUCACACACAAAUGCAUCCGGAAGAAACACCGUAAUUCUUUUCGUUAUCGCCUGGUACAUUAUAAGGAUAUUUAAAUAAAGUAUAUAGUGAGGAUUUUAUUAUUAUUAUUAAUAUUAUUAUUAUUAUUAUCAUCAUCAUUAUCAUUAUUGAAAUUCUUGAUAUUAUCUCUAUUAUUGUAUUGAGAGUGAGUCUGUUACUAAUGACUUGGUCCAGUGUUAAUAUUGUAUUUUAUUUGUUUCGUUAUUAUUAUUUUUUUUUUCUUGUUGUUUACGCCGCGUGUCGUGCAACACGUUCCGUACCUAUAAACGAUGUGCAUAAACGAUGCGAGAUUUGAAUUACUCUUUUACACGAGAGACACAUCGCGGGAUACGUAGUUGUGCUAUCUCGAUGGCUUAUCGAAAAUCGAUUCGGAGAGUCGUUCCCGUAGUAUGUGCCCGCGGUUUGACGUGGAGAGAGGCGAAACGAAAGCUGCAGAUAUUUACUAUUUACUCGUCAGGUGCGAAGGAUGCGUUCUCCGAGUUAAAUUAAGCUCAAAUAUUACGUUCGCGUAGCGUCACUCAAAUGUUACUUCAUUCCAUGUAAUAUACGUAAUAGUCUAAACUAAAAAUACCUACUUAUUACAUCUACGUAAUCUAGAGCA